Molecule: messenger RNA, 144 nt
Organism: Fusarium verticillioides 7600
Lineage: Eukaryota; Fungi; Ascomycota; Sordariomycetes; Hypocreales; Nectriaceae
Exons: 1
Coding region: 1-144 (47 amino acids)
Source: RefSeq, a predicted model, not a curated record
AUGGCCAGCGUUGUAGACCUCGAAAUCAUCCGCUUCGACCAGCCCUGGGCCAAAGAUGGACAUGUUCCGUUAAGAUACACGGCCCAGGGAAGUCAUUGUGGAGAGCCGUAUAAGGGUGUAUCCGAGACAGGGAGACAUACUUAG